CCAUAAACUUCACGUUCUAACAUUUCUUCCUCUCAUCUAAUUCUUAUCAUACCAACUUUUCUUUAGUUUUUUAGUUACUUAUCUAUCUAAUUAUUUCUUUAGUUUAUUGCACCUAGCAUAUCAAAUCUUUUCUUGUGUUAUAUAUACUAUACUAUACAUUUUCCUGUAUUAAUUAAUCUUUGUAUAAACUAAUUCACAGGCCAUUGAUCUAUUUAUUUUGACAAAAAAGAUCAUCAUUCACUUCACCUAUUUUAAUUUAGUUUCCUAGUUUUUCUUCUUCUUUUUCAAUGGAUACUGUUUUGAGUCCAAACACAAAAGAACAAUCAUUUGCUACAACAAACAAGCAAAUAAGAAUCAAAACUUCAAAGAAAAACAAACGAGGUAGUAACAAUUUCAUUUCUUCUAAUACAUCUCAGAAUUUUGCCACGUAUGCAGGUUUAUUGAAUCUUCCUCAACAACAACAACAACCACCUCUGUUACCUCUGCCACAUGUUUCUGCAACUCUUCAUCACAAACCUUUGCUUUCACGAAGCCUUAACACUCAAAGUUUGUCUCUAACACCUAAGAAAACCAAACCAAAAAAGAGAGAAGAAGAAACAAAGAAGAAAUCAGGAACCAUAUCGGUAUCGGAUUUUCUUAUGGAUAAUCCAUGGGGACCCGACCCGAAAGAUCUUCCGAAAAAUCUACCAGUUGUUAUUGGAAACAUGGACGUUUUUUCUGAGUCAGUUUUCAAUCUUGCUCCACCACCUAGUAGCUUGCCUUUGCCAAAGUUUUUCUUGAGAUCAAAACUUAGUUGCAACACAGAAGCUGCGGUGGCAGCGGGUAGUUUUGUUGAUCACGGAGCAACCAAUAAUCUCCGGCGACUUCUACACCUCCGGUGAAGUUCUUAUUUGUCAACCACCUCAUAUUUACAGGGGGACUUAUUAAUUACUCUCUCUAGUUCUAAAUAUAUAAAAAAAAAAUUGGAUCGACUAAUUUGAUGUAACUGAUCCAACUUCUAUUAAGUUAUCUUUUUUAUAUUUAGAACUAGAGAUAGUAAUUAAUUAGACUAUAUGCGAAUAAAAUAAUCGGUGAGGGUAAUUUUGCCGAUUUUGUUUUUGUUGUAGUUGAAUUUGUGUGUGACUGCCUAUGUUGUUUUUGAAUUAGGGGUGCACAGAAACGAUGUGUGCAUAUAUGAUUAUUGAUUAUGCACCAUCGCCAAAUUCCAUAAGUAGGUACUAUGUUUCUUCUUAGUAUUUUAUAAGAAUAAUUUUUAAUUCCGUAAGUAGUACUAUGUGUAAUUGUAAUCUCUUAUUUUGUGAGAAUGAUUGCAAAUUUGUGUUGGAAA
Messenger RNA from Trifolium pratense (red clover), 1327 nucleotides. RefSeq lists its product as uncharacterized. The transcript has a single exon. NCBI's taxonomy places the organism in Eukaryota, Viridiplantae, Streptophyta, Magnoliopsida, Fabales, Fabaceae. The coding region runs from base 288 to 881 and encodes 197 amino acids. The record is from RefSeq and is a predicted model, not a curated record.